UGUAAAUAAAGAAUAUAAUAUAUAUUUAUUGUCAAGAUAAUCGCGUUGGUGUAAAUUUUUUACUGUUUAUAUUAAAUACUAUUAUGUCUUAAAAACAAAUUCUAAAUCUGCUGUUCGUAUACUGAAUACAAAAAUAUAUACAUUAUUUGUGUUAUAAGUUUACUCUAUAUAAUGUGUACUCCAGACUUACCAAAAGAGUUUAAAAAAUCAUCUGAAGUAUUGCCAUUUUCAAAAUAUGGAGUUUCAUCACUUGAAGAAUUCAAACUAGCGGAAGAGCAGGUACAACAUUUAGAAUGGCUAAAGAAAGCUGGUUUGACCAAUGAAGAAGUUAAGUUAUAUCAAGAUAAUGAAGCAGGACUUCUUGAGCAACAGAGUAAAUCUGAAUCCAGUAUAUUAAAGCAGAAACUACAAUUAUUGUACAAAAAAAUUAAUGAAUUUCAAGAGAAUAAAGACGGCUCAAAUAAAAAUGAAGAUCCAGUACCCAGUACUUCAUCUAAUAGUGAAUCUAAUCAAAAGAAUACAAUACAUUUUUACCCGGAAGGCCAUCCAAUGAAUGAGCUCAAAAAAAUUGAGGAAAGUCUUUUUAGCCAUUUAAAAAAUGAUGACAUAUUGCCAAUUACUAAACGAAGAAAGAUCUUACGAAGGUUGGACCGAAAAAAGGAAAGGAUUUUGUCUCAACAAAAAGAACUGCAUAUAGAUCCAAUACCAUGUUCUUCAAAGGCUAAAUUGGGUAGUUUGUGGGAUGUGAAAGAUAUACCAGAUAGACUUAAAGAGCCACCAAGCAAAAGACCUCUUAUUGGCCCAAAAAAACAGACUAUGUAUACCAUAAAGGAUAAUAAAAUUGUAAGAUUGGAGCAGGAAGGUCAGGAGGAGUUCCGGGCGGUUGACAUUGUCUUACCACAAAAUCAGGCAGAGGAACAAUUGUUAGAAGGAACUAAGAUGAGUCUUGACGAUAUUAAAAGUAUUGAACGGUUCAAAGAUUAUAAACCUGGGAUUCCUUCAAAGGUUCUAUACUUGAAGAAUAUUGCACCUUCUGUAAGUGAAGAUCAGAUUUCCCUAUUAUUCAAUCAAUUUCAACUUGAAAACGGUGGCCCAAUUGAUGUUCAUCUUCUGAGUGGCCGUAUGAGGGGACAAGCAUUUGUUACAUUUAGAAGUGAAGACUUAGCAAUACAAGCAUUAGACGAAGUCAAUGGUACAAUUAUGUCCGGUCGACCUAUCAUCGCUGAGUUUGGCAGAAACAGCAAUCGAGUACAGAAUGAGAGAUAAAUAUAAAAAUAUUGUAUUUAAUCAUAAGUAUUACUAUGCUAAUUAUACUCUAUGUAUAAACAUUAUACCUAAUUAUUAAGAAAAAUUACAAAUUCUGCAUAAUAUAAAGAUAUUCCUAAGUUAUUUUCCUUC
Pieris napi is the source of this 1398-nucleotide messenger RNA. RefSeq names its product RNA-binding protein 41-like. Gene Ontology annotation, cellular component: U12-type spliceosomal complex. The record is from RefSeq and is a predicted model, not a curated record. Gene Ontology annotation, molecular function: U12 snRNA binding; pre-mRNA intronic binding. Bases 172 to 1266 code for a protein of 364 amino acids. The transcript has 6 exons. Gene Ontology annotation, biological process: mRNA splicing, via spliceosome. NCBI's taxonomy places the organism in Eukaryota, Metazoa, Arthropoda, Insecta, Lepidoptera, Pieridae.